Messenger RNA from Corapipo altera (White-ruffed manakin), 1444 nucleotides. It is a transcript of the gene PPIL3, whose product is annotated as peptidylprolyl isomerase like 3. Gene Ontology annotation, cellular component: catalytic step 2 spliceosome. The record is from RefSeq and is a predicted model, not a curated record. The coding region runs from base 227 to 712 and encodes 161 amino acids. The transcript is spliced from 12 exons. Lineage: Eukaryota; Metazoa; Chordata; Aves; Passeriformes; Pipridae. Gene Ontology annotation, biological process: protein folding; protein peptidyl-prolyl isomerization. Gene Ontology annotation, molecular function: peptidyl-prolyl cis-trans isomerase activity.
GGCCCCUCCGCAGCGCCGGGCCGGGUGAGCGGCGGCCCCAGGCGGGAGACGAGCCGCUGCUUCCAGACGAUCCGUCUGGAUCCAGCCCCGGCAGGUACCUGGCCGUUGCAGGUGCUUACAGCUGUCAGGAGCUGGCUCCAAAACACAUUUCCACUAGGUACUGGCAUGGGGCUUUUAUCUGGAAUUUGCUGUAUAGAAAGCUGCCUCAGCUUUUUGAUAAGCAGACAUGGCUGUCACGCUGCAUACUGAUGUAGGAGAUAUUAAAAUUGAACUAUUCUGUGAGCGUACUCCAAAGACUUGUGAAAAUUUCCUGGCUCUUUGUGCUAGUAACUACUACAAUGGAUGCGUAUUUCACCGAAAUAUAAAGGGCUUCAUGGUUCAGACAGGGGAUCCAUUAGGCACUGGGAAAGGAGGUAACAGCAUCUGGGGCAAGAAGUUUGAAGAUGAAUUCAGUGAAUACCUAAAGCACAGUGUCCGUGGGGUAGUUUCAAUGGCAAACAAUGGUCCGAACACCAAUGGAUCCCAGUUCUUCAUCACUUACGGCAAACAACCGCACCUGGACAUGAAGUACACGGUGUUUGGAAAAGUUAUUGAUGGCUUGGAGACCCUGGAUGAGCUGGAGAAGCUGCCUGUUAAUGAGAAAACCUACCGACCUCUUAAUGAUGUUCGUAUUAAAGAUAUUACAAUCCAUGCCAACCCUUUUGCUCUGUAGCCACAGAGGCCUCAACACAUUCUUUAGAGACUGGUCAGACCAACUCCCAGAUCAUGGGGUUUAAGGAGCCAUUAAAAAGGGUUACUUGAGCUGGAUCAAGUGAGAGCAAUGUCAUAAAUCGAUGAAACCUUUCUCUCGCAGAGGAUUAAAGAACAUACUUAGAGGAGUGCUUGCUCUUGUACUGCUGUGUUGAAAUGGCAACCUCUUCAACCUCCCAAAAAGGUAGAUGGAAAACAGUUUCUUCUGCUUCUGGCACAGUGCUAUAGCUGGGGAAUUGCAGGCGAACUAACUGGCCUGACUGGGAUAAAAGAAAAAGACCACUUUGGAGAAGCUGCUACAAUGCUGAGAAAGAAAGGGCCCACCGUUCAGAAGAAAAAGUGAGCACAGGAGAAAAAGUGCUGCAAACUUGAUCUUUCUGAAACUCGUGACAGAUGAGAUUGUUGCUGUUUUGGGUGAAGGUACUUCCAGAGUAGUGGAAUGCAUCAAUCACAAAGUUCACUGUGCCCAGAUGUUGGAAUGGUUUGAGCACCACAGACAAUAUAUGCAUUGUUUCUGAGCUCAUGGGACUCAGCACCUUUGACUUGCAUUGAAGAGAAUGCUCUCUGCCAUUUAAGCUGGAUCACUUUAGACAGAUGGCAUAUCAGACCUGCAGAUCUGUGAACUGUAAGGAUGCUUCCUUUUUGCUUUAUUUGUUAUGUGAAUAAAAACGUCUCUUGAUUUCCUUUCAGAGGU